This is a messenger RNA of Plasmopara halstedii, 702 nucleotides long. Its product is annotated as Myosin light chain kinase-related. The transcript has a single exon. NCBI's taxonomy places the organism in Eukaryota, Oomycota, Peronosporomycetes, Peronosporales, Peronosporaceae. The coding region runs from base 1 to 702 and encodes 233 amino acids. The record is from RefSeq and is a predicted model, not a curated record. Gene Ontology annotation, molecular function: protein binding.
AUGCGCGAGCAAGACUCGUUGGCCGGAUGCACACACGUGGCUGAAUUUGUGAGCGAGUAUUUAGACGCUUCUGAAAAAUGGACCGUCGAACGUGCUGCAUGCGCCGGGUAUAUGACGCUACUUGAGCGUUUAGGUAAGCGAGUAAAACCAAUUACGCCUCGAGAGCUCGACUGGGCGCUUCGCACAGCUGCAGACCGUGGUGACUUGAACGUUGUCAAGUGGCUGACUGCCUACCAGCCGGACAUGGAAUGCUCGACGCGAGUGAUGGAUUCAGCAGCUUUACGUGGUCAUCUCUCAAUCGUUAAAUGGCUUCACUACUAUCGGGAUGAAGGAUGUACUACAGCAGCCAUGGACAGUGCUGCCGCAUAUGGGCGAUUACAAGUUGUGAAAUGGUUGCAUGAAAACCGCGAGGAAGGUUGUACGACUGCUGCAAUGGAUAGCGCUGCGGCUGGGGGACACGUGACAGUGGUGCAGUGGCUCACAAGCAAUCGCAAGGAGGGUUGCACGAGUGUAGCGUCCCACUUUGCUUUGCUUAACGGCCACAUGCACAUUCUGCGGUGGCUCAAUAAGCACAAUGUCGAGAGGCAAAUGCCUGGAAAAUGGUCAAGGAAUUGCUGGUACCGGAGAGAGCGACGGAAAAGCGCGACGCUACUAGUUGCACCGCAACAACGGCCGAGACGAAUGAGCGUAGGUCAAAACUGA